Molecule: messenger RNA, 3143 nt
Organism: Cyprinodon tularosa
Lineage: Eukaryota; Metazoa; Chordata; Actinopteri; Cyprinodontiformes; Cyprinodontidae
Gene: e2f1
Product: E2F transcription factor 1
Exons: 7
Coding region: 1070-2434 (454 amino acids)
Biological process (GO): regulation of transcription by RNA polymerase II; G1/S transition of mitotic cell cycle
Cellular component (GO): Rb-E2F complex
Molecular function (GO): protein dimerization activity; DNA-binding transcription factor activity, RNA polymerase II-specific; RNA polymerase II cis-regulatory region sequence-specific DNA binding
Source: RefSeq, a predicted model, not a curated record
CGGCAAAAAAGAUUUCGCGCGAAAACAGCUUGUUUGGGUGUCGAUCAGCUGGAACAAUAACAACAAAAAACUGCCGAUAAGUGGGCUGCGGGGACGCUUUCACAGACCGGCCGCACCCCGUGGUGAGCGAGCCGUGGCCCGCAUGCUGCUGCGUGGAUGAACACGCGUGGAUUCCGGCUGUUUUAAUUCGCUUUAUUUUGCAUGUUUUGACGGAGCGCUUCCUGCGUGCCCCAACAAAACGAGGGUAAAGAGGACCUGCGGCUAAAGCUAACAUGCUAACUUACCCUGUAUAUCUAUUUGCCACCUAAUUAUUGUACUUUCUCUCUGACUGAUGCUUAGUUUCAAACAUUUACUGAUGGAGAUGAUUUGGGCGCGCGGCGAUGCUUCUGCUUUGUAGAUAUUUCAUGUUGAUAAGCUAACUUCUGUAGGCUGCUCCAAAGUUUUCCUAGCUUGAUAAUUUCGCUCUGUCUUCCAGGUAAAAUAAGAUAAUGUCGCUUUAAGGUUGUAAAGUGCUAGCUUAGUUGCUAACUGGCUCAUUUAGCUGAACUUGUGGGAGUGUUUGUGGUUUUGGGCUAGAAGUUAGCCUGUUAGCAGGGCAGGCCGCGGCCGGACUCUGCUGACAGGAGACACGAAAACAAAAGAUUAGCUUGAUCCUGAGCAAACUCGAUCAUCACCUGCCUUUCUUACUGCCUGCGUCGCUUUUAAAAAAUAUAUUUAAUAACAUUUCUCCCUCUCAGCCUGUAGACGUGUGACGUAUUAUGCAAUUAAGCAAUUUCUUCCUGCUUCAGUUGGCAAUUUCAGUUUGGUAGAACAUCCUGUGUUUUUGUUUCAUCUUUGAUCUUCAUUUUAUUUAGUUCUAGCUUUAAAUUGAAGCCAUAAACAUUUAAACUGUAACCAGCUCUUGAGGAACUGGCCCUGAACUCCUCUGAACACAUCCUGUAGAAAUGUCCCUUUAGCAGCAGAACAUUCUCAGGACUCUGCAGAUGCCAGUAGGAGCUGAUCCAUUCUUCAACCACAGCUUUGCAGUGUGUCACAGCUCAGCACGUCCAGAUUCUAGUGAAGGGGGACCAUGUCAGAAACUCUGAUAACAGGGCACACGUCGGAGGAUUUGCUGGCAGAUUUUGAGACAUUGCUGAACUCUGGAGGUAUUGAUUUGGGUGAGGACCAUCAGAUAGUGAUCAUCACCAGCCCCAGCAAUGAGGGACUCCACCCAGCCGCCGCCCCGAGCAGCACAGGGGAGAUCCUGCUGUUUGCCACGCCGCAGGGCCCCGCUGACGUUGGGGUCCAGGACAAGAGACGGCCAAUCCUGGGGAGACCUCCGGUAAAGAGGAAGUUGGACCUGGAUAGCGAUCAUCAGUAUGUCAGCACUACACGACCAACCACAGGCCAAGUUACACCCUCCACACCUGCUCCUCCUAGAGUUCCUCGAAACUCGACGGAAAAGUCCCGCUACGACACGUCCUUAAACCUGACCACCAAGCGGUUCCUGGACCUGCUGUCCCAGUCGGCCGACGGCGUGGUGGACCUGAACUGGGCCUCUCAGGUCCUGGAUGUCCAGAAGAGGCGCAUCUACGAUAUCACAAACGUCCUGGAGGGAAUCCAGCUCAUCUCCAAGAAGUCCAAGAACAACAUCCAAUGGCUUGGCAAUCGAAUUGAUGCCAACCUGGUUUCCCGGCACAAGGAGCUGCAGAAGGAAGUGUGCGACCUCACAAAGGCUGAGGAGCAAUUGGAUGAACUUAUUUCUAAAUGCACCCUGCAGCUCCGGCUUCUAACGGACGACCCGCUGAACAAGAAGCUGGGUUACGUGCGCUGUCAGGACCUGAGGAAGUCCUUUGACUCCCCAGACCAGCUGGUUAUGGUGAUCAGAGCUCCCCCUGAAACGCAGAUGCAAGUAACAGAGCCCAGUGAGGGCUACCAGGUGUCCCUCAAGAGCACACAGGGUCCAAUAGACGUCUUCCUCUGUCCAGAAGACAGCUCAGGUGUGUGCAGCCCCGUGACAGGAGGUAGUCCUACACAAGGCAACGCCGACCCGUCCCUCGUCCCGCCCCCCUCACACGCUGCAGAGCAGCUACUCCCUCAGAGCUCCGCAGCAGCUCUGGAGGUGGGCUUAUCAUCUCCGGCGUCCACCUCGUCUACGGUAACGGCGGCAUCGCAGCAGGAGACGUCGACGCUCACGUUGGGUGGGGACACAGAGUCGCUUCUGGGAGGAGAUCCGUUCUCCAGCUUGGGGGACAUCGGGGACUUUGACCUGUCGCCCCUGUCGUCCUCGGACCUCCUGAACGGAGAAGGCCUUCCUCUCCCGUUGGACAGCUUCAUCAACCUGUCUCCCCCCCAGAACCACGACUACCACUUUGGGCUGGAGGACCACGAAGGAAUCAGUGAACUCUUCGAUUGUGACUUUGGUGACUUGUCGCACGUUUUGGGGGACGGGUAGAGAAAGAACGAGAGGAAGUGGAUAAACUUCAAUCUUUUCCAACGUAAGACUUAAUGUUUCCUCUGAAGGAGAGCUGUGAACCAACGCUUCACGGCACCAUCGGCUUCGUUUUAUUUUUGCUGCGGGAAAUCGAGUAAUCCGUGUCCUGGUUACCAAAUCUCAAAAUGAUUGCCCUUAAUUGUACAUAACAAUAUAAGCACUUCUCUGUGACUGUUUUUCUUUUUAUUUAGACCAAGAUUUUAGCUUUAGUAUAGCUAUUUAAAUUAUUUAUGUUUAUUUUGAUAUUUCGUACCAAGUUUGUUUUUUUUUGUUUUUAGAUGUUGUGUUGUCCAAGUAGCCUGUGGGGGGGUGGGUGAGUUGCAGCAGUGUCACCUUAAGUUUCCCCAUUACUGAUUCAUGAUAAGUUUGCAGUUUUUGCUGAAUCUGGAAUAAGUAUGAACUGUCAGGGACAUUAGAGCAACUUGCUUUUUGAAAGCAUCCCAGCGUUCUGCAGGAUUUUCUGUCAGAACGGGAAGCUUUAUUUUUAUUUUCUUCAUCUAGCAGAAGGUAAUUACAGCAUGGAAGUUUCUCCCAGACACUGGAAUCCUGAAAAACUGGAUUAUUUCUAAGGUUUGUCAAACCAUUAGGCCAAUCAGCUACUUCGACUGCAACCAUUGGACCUCAGUGAAGGUCAACUAGCUGGUUUUGAAGGAGAAAUUAUGCUUGUUUU